Messenger RNA from Dalotia coriaria, 590 nucleotides. Its product is annotated as sodium/calcium exchanger regulatory protein 1-like. Bases 108 to 509 code for a protein of 133 amino acids. The record is from RefSeq and is a predicted model, not a curated record. NCBI's taxonomy places the organism in Eukaryota, Metazoa, Arthropoda, Insecta, Coleoptera, Staphylinidae. Gene Ontology annotation, cellular component: cytosol; nucleus. Gene Ontology annotation, molecular function: fatty acid binding. The transcript has 4 exons. Gene Ontology annotation, biological process: fatty acid transport.
AAGUGUGUAUUUAUAGUCGGCUGAUGUUGAUUUUAGUUUAGUUCACUUUUUGGCAGGUAUUUGCGUUUGUGAUCUUUAAUACUUAUAUAUUUUUCAAAUAUAUCAACAUGUCGAUCGUCGCUGGUAAAUACGAAUUCACCAAACAAGAAAACGGCAAGGAUUUCUAUGCCGGUGUUGGAGUUUCGGCUGAAUUUGCUGAGAAAUCAGAGACCACCCCAUGCACUCUUGAGGUGAUUGUUGCGGGUUCCAAGGUUACCUUGAACACCCACUACACCGGUAAGGUGAACACUGUCGAAUGCCAGAUGGGACAAGAGUUCAAGGACAAAAUGCCAAAUGGCUUGGAACUUGAUAGCACUCCUUCAAUUGAUGGUAAUAAACUUAUUAUCAAGUCCAACAAGGAUGGUAACUACAUUGGUGAACGCGUUUAUGAAUUCACCGGUAGCGAAGUUAUUGUUAGUAUCUCUUCCGUAAUGACUCCUGCUGUAUGCAAACGUUUUUACAAGAAGUGAAAAUAAUGGUCUAGUGUUUAAUUUUUUAUAUCACUGGCAUAAAAUGAUUUUAAGUAAAUAAAUAAUAAUAAGUAAAGUUUA